This is a messenger RNA of Pistacia vera, 420 nucleotides long. RefSeq names its product leucine-rich repeat extensin-like protein 3. Lineage: Eukaryota; Viridiplantae; Streptophyta; Magnoliopsida; Sapindales; Anacardiaceae. The transcript has a single exon. The record is from RefSeq and is a predicted model, not a curated record. Bases 1 to 420 code for a protein of 139 amino acids.
AUGGUAUUGCCGAGAAGUGAAAGGAGUCGUCAACGACAACUCAGUUUGAUCUUGCUUAUUUGUUUGAUUUCACUUGUAUUUCCGGUUAGUAGCCAAGAAUUGGUGUCUCCGGAACCAGAUAGCAGUAUAAAGUGUGGAACAUGUCCUUGUGUCAACCCAUGUGACCAGCUUCCUCCACCUCCACCUCCACCACCACCACCACCACCACCGCCCCCGUCGCCGCCCUCUCCACCGAAAACUACAUACUGUCCUCCACUGGCGCCACCACCACCUAGGUUCAUCUAUGUGACAGGUAUGCCUGGGCAAAUUUAUCAGACGGAUGCAUAUAACUGGGGGUUUUACUCGAGGGCUGAAUGUAAUGUGGCUAAAAUAUUGUUGGUUUUGGCUGGAUACGGAGUGUUGGGACUCUUACUUUGGUGA